Molecule: messenger RNA, 1020 nt
Organism: Schistocerca americana (American grasshopper)
Lineage: Eukaryota; Metazoa; Arthropoda; Insecta; Orthoptera; Acrididae
Product: TATA-binding protein-associated factor 2N-like
Exons: 2
Coding region: 1-1020 (339 amino acids)
Source: RefSeq, a predicted model, not a curated record
AUGGGGCGAGAGGCGGGGCAAGGGGGUGACAAGGGGGCAAGGGGGCGACAAGGGGGGCAAGGAGGCGACAAGGGGGGCAAUGAGGCGACAAGGGGGGCAAGGAGGCGACAAGGGGGGCAAGGAGGCGACAAGGGGGGCAAGGAGGCGACAAGGGGGGCAAGGAGGCGACAAGGGGGGCAAGGAGGCGACAAGGGGGGCAAGGAGGCGACAAGGGGGGCAAGGAGGCGACAAGGGGGGCAAGGAGGCGACAAGGGGGGCAAGGAGGCGACAAGGGGGGCAAGGAGGCGACAAGGGGGGCAAGGAGGCGACAAGGGGGGCAAGGAGGCGACAAGGGGGGCAAGGAGGCGACAAGGGGGGCAAGGAGGCGACAAGGGGGGCAAGGAGGCGACAAGGGGGGCAAGGAGGCGACAAGGGGGGCAAGGAGGCGACAAGGGGGGCAAGGAGGCGACAAGGGGGGCAAGGAGGCGACAAGGGGGGCAAGGAGGCGACAAGGGGGGCAAGGAGGCGACAAGGGGGCAAGGAGGCGACAAGGGGGCAUGGCGAGAGGCGGGGCACAGAGGCGAGAAGAGAGACAAGGGGGUGAUAAGGGGCAAAAGAAGUAAACGAGAAAGGAAAGAGGACGGGGUGGAGAAAGGAAGUGAGAAAGGAAAGAGGACAGGGGUGGAGAAAGGAAGUGAGAAAGGAAAGAGGACAGAGGUGGAGAAAGGAAGUGAGAAAGGAAAGAGGACAGGGGUCGAGAAAGGAAGUGAGAAAGGAAAGAGGACAGGGGUCGAGAAAGGAAGUGAGAAAGGAGAGAGGACAGGGGUCGAGAAAGGAAGUGUGAAAGGAAAGAGGACAGGGGUCGAGAAAGGAAGUGUGAAAGGAAAGAGGACAGGGGUGGAGAAAGGAAGUGAGAAAGGAAAGACGACAGGGGUGGAGAAAGGAAAGACGACAGGGGUGGAGAAAGGAAGUGAGAAAGGAAAGAGGACAGGGGUGGAGAAAGGAAGUGAGAAAGGAAAGGGGACAGGGGCGGAAAAAUGA